Messenger RNA from Anolis sagrei ordinatus, 3313 nucleotides. RefSeq names its product MAPK activated protein kinase 2 (gene MAPKAPK2). Lineage: Eukaryota; Metazoa; Chordata; Lepidosauria; Squamata; Anolidae. Gene Ontology annotation, cellular component: nucleus; cytoplasm. Gene Ontology annotation, biological process: cellular response to vascular endothelial growth factor stimulus; toll-like receptor signaling pathway; peptidyl-serine phosphorylation. The record is from RefSeq and is a predicted model, not a curated record. Gene Ontology annotation, molecular function: ATP binding; mitogen-activated protein kinase binding; calmodulin binding.
GGGACUCCCCGUGAGGAGGAGGAGAAGAGCCGGCGCUUUGCUCCUGCCUUCGGGGCGGACUGAACAAAGGAAGGAAGGGGUCCCUCUUCCGAGUGGGAACGAAGCCAAGAAAGGGAGCGGAGUUUCUCGCCGGCCGUUUGGGCUCAAAGUUCCUCUCGCGGAGGAGAAGGAGAAGGGAAGGGCCCAGGAAAGGGGAAGGCGAGGCGGCGAUGCUGUCCAACUCCCAGAACCAGGGCCCUCCCGCCCUGUUCCCCAACCCUCCCCCUCCGCCCCCUCCUCCGCCGCCUCAGCAGCAACAAUUGGCCCCCCAACAGCAACAGCAGCAGCAGCAAUUCCCUCAGUUCCACCUCAAGUCCGCCCUGCCGAUCAAGAAGAACGCCAUCACGGAUGACUACAAGGUCACCACGCAGGUCCUGGGGCUGGGCAUCAACGGGAAAGUCCUGGAGAUCUUCAACAAGAAGACCGGGGACAAGUUCGCCCUCAAGAUGCUACAAGAUUGUCCGAAAGCACGCAGAGAGGUGGAGCUCCACUGGAGGGCAUCUCAGUGUGCACAUAUCGUGAAGAUUAUAGAUGUCUAUGAAAACCUUUACCAGGGUCGAAAAUGUCUUCUCAUAGUCAUGGAAUGUUUGGAUGGUGGUGAACUCUUCAGUCGAAUUCAAGACAGAGGAGACCAAGCUUUCACAGAAAGAGAGGCUUCUGAAAUAAUGAAGAGCAUUGGAGAAGCCAUUCAGUAUUUACAUUCAAUCAAUAUCGCACAUCGAGAUGUUAAGCCAGAAAACCUCCUAUAUACUUCAAAAAGACCGAAUGCUGUAUUAAAACUAACAGACUUUGGAUUUGCCAAAGAAACCACCACACAUAACUCCUUAGCUACGCCAUGCUACACACCAUACUACGUAGCUCCAGAAGUAUUAGGCCCAGAGAAAUACGACAAGUCCUGUGACAUGUGGUCCCUUGGUGUCAUCAUGUAUAUUUUGCUGUGUGGUUAUCCCCCCUUCUACUCCAACCAUGGUCUGGCCAUUUCUCCAGGCAUGAAGAAACGAAUCCGAAUGGGUCAAUAUGAAUUCCCAAACCCGGAGUGGUCUGAAGUAUCAGAGGAAGUCAAACAGCUGAUUAGAAAUUUACUGAAAACGGAUCCAACACAGCGAAUGACUAUAACAGAGUUCAUGAAUCACCCUUGGAUCAUGCAGUCAAUGCAGGUGCCACAGACACCGCUGCACACUAGUAGAGUUUUGAAAGAAGAGAAAGACCUAUGGGAGGAUGUCAAGGAAGAGAUGACAAGUGCCUUGGCCACCAUGAGAGUGGAUUAUGAACAAAUCAAGAUUAAGAAAAUUGAAGACUCAUCUAAUCCAUUGCUUAUGAAGAGGCGGAAGAAAGCCACUGCCCCUGAACCUACAGCACUCCCUCACUGAGGGCUCAGUAGAGCCAAUCCCAAUGGUUGUGAAAGCAAUAACUAUAUCUAUAUAUUUUUAAAACAAAUCAGAGAUAAGACUGUCAUAUCAAGCGCAUGGAAUUCAGAUCUUUAUACCAGACUAGUUAUUUUUUUAGCUGCCCCUCGUGAUUCUGGCCUAUCUAGGGCCAGGCAGGAGACAGCUGCACUCUGUACAAUACAUAAUACUAUUAUAUUUUUAUUUUUGUCCUGUAGGGGAAAGUAUUUUCAGUAAUUGGGUUUUUAUUGGUUAAAAUCUCCUGCUUUUCUCUCCCCCCCCCCCCCCCCGAGACACUGAAAUUCCUGUGAUCAGCAUAUUUAAGGGGAAAUAUAUACACAUACAUACAUAUAUACAUAUGUAUAUGUAUAGAUCUCACUACUGUAGAGCUGAACUCCAGACAGUCAGAGUCCUGUGCUAAGUACUGUGUCGUUUUUAACAGUUAAAGGCUAUCAGUUUGCAUCAAAAGAAGAAUCAAGGCUGUUGAAGAAAUGCCACCUGAAUCAAAGGCAUUGUUGAUACUGUGGUCUUCAUUAAACACCAGUAACCAUUCCUUUGCAGUUGGACCUAAAGUACGGUUUACAGGUCCUAGGAGAUACUCAAUUGUCCCAUGUGCAAGAUACCUCUUUAAACUGGAAGCCCCCCCCCCCCAAAUGUCUUUCUCCUUUCUCACUCCUGGUCUUCUUCUUUCUCCACCUCCCUCCCUCCAUUUCUUUGGGUAUGCACAGGAUUAUUUUCCCCUUAAUUGUGAGUUUGUGGAUAGUAUGUAACAAUGUGCUAGGAUAUGUAUUAAAUGUCUAUAAGUAUAGACAGGAAGGCCCCACCCCACUUUUGUAUUCUUGAAUUUUUGAGGGGCAGCUGUCGAAUCUAUAAUGCACCCAGAAUUCAAUUAUUAUCUCAGGGUUAUUUGGGUGAGUGGGGCGGAAAGCUGUUGCGUGAUGGUUGAUUGUUCUGUUUCACUAGCUGAGAUGACCUUCCCAAAGCACUAUGCCAGCAUAUAUCCUGUUGCCUAGUUUCCAUCACCAUCUCAUUCAACAUAAAAGCCUACAUUUUGGUGCAAUUUAAAAAUCCUGAAGUCAGUUGGCAGGCUCAUAUCCUCUCCAACAAUGAAUCUUUUUCUACUGGCUGCUGUUUUAAGGAACAAUAAUGGAACAGCCACUUAUCUUUACCAAGAAUCCACAACUCAUUGGAAUGCUCAACAAAGUCUGAAAUCAGAGUUCUCCAUCCCAUUGCACAAUAGCCUGAAGUUUGGGUGGGUACAAUUUGUCAUCUCCCCACUUUAAUGGAGUACCUUAAAAAUAGGGCUCUGUUGGGUGGACUUCUUGAUGUCUUUGGGUGUUAACUUGACAACAUAACAGAACUGCUAAUAAUAUGGUAAGAAGUCCUACUCAUGAAACCAAAAGACUUCGCUGGAAUUUGAAGGAGACAAGAUAGAACCUGUAUGGGCUAUAGGCUUCCUCCGUUGUUCUAGUUUCUGCUAGGAGACAGCUGCCUGAAGUCAAGCCCUCUUAAGGCUUAGUAUAAGUACUUUUGGUUAAGUACUUUCUACAAGAAAAAGGUAAAAGGUACCUUAACAUAAAAUAUUGCCUCGCUCUGUUGGUGGUCAAUUCACUUGUCUGACUCUUUUGAUAUAUUUUUAGUCCAUGAAUGAAUAUCGUUUGCCAUGUUUGUUUCACUGGCAUUUUAAUGUUUUUAAAAAAAUCCACACUUUCUUUUCUUUUCUUUUUUUAAAAGAAAGGUCUAGCUUUUAGGUGACAUUUUAGACACUGUAUGGAAUUUUCAUUUGUAAAAAAAGUUUCAUUAUUUUUUUUUUGGUUGGUGUCUCAUGCUGAAACAAAUUCUUUGAUUUGCGUUCUCCAUUCUGGAUUAAAGACACCUAAUACAACAGA